AUGGCAACUAUAGAGAGGUGCCAGUAUAAAUGAAGCGUUGGUGGCACUGUGCCAUCUCUUGGACGGCUGAAUCUUCAGCCAUCAUUCACAAAGACACAGCCCCCGUCUCCCGCCCUCUACUGAGAUGUUUCGCUUGGCGGCUGUUGCCAGAUUGGCGCCAUGUAUAUCUAUGAAGCGCGGAGUUGCCACGGCAACCAAGGCCACUACUCUGGGCGUCGUGGGAUGCGGCAAUGUUGGGCAGGCGGUGACCCAUAAUCUAGUGCGGAAAGGGUUCAGGGUGGUGGGGGCGUAUGACCCUGACCCCGCCCGCCUGGCUGACCUGCCACCAGGGGUCCCCGCCCUCUCCUGCGCCAGGGAGGUCGCGGAAGCCGCCCAAGUGGUCAUUACAGGUCUCCCUCGGCCACCGAACGUCAAGGCGGCAGCAGAAGGCCCUGAGGGCAUCUUGGCCGGCCUCAGCGAGGGUAAAGUGUGGAUUGACCACUCUACCACCGACUCUGAACAGACCAAGAGGUACUGUGAAGAGGCCCUGGCGACAGGGGCCCACGUGCUGGAGGCCCCGAUCACAGGGGGCCUAGAGGCGCUGAAGAAGGGCCAGAUGGUGGUCUAUCUUGCCGGCGAGAGGUCCGUGGCUGAGGCCAUGAAGCCCAUAUUGGAGGCAUCGUACCUCGAAGUUCUCUAUAUUGGCGAGGUGGGGACAGCCAUGUUGGUGAAGGUGGUCUCCAACAUGCUGGCAUGCGUUCACGUCAUUGCCAUGGGGGAGGUCCUCAUGCUCGCUAAACGAGCCAAUCUGGACCUGAAGGUGUUCUGGGAGGCGAUCCGUCUGAGCGCCGGCAACAGCUUCGUGUGGGAGACGGGAGCGCCAGUGGUGUUCACAGGCUCCUAUGAUCCUGGCUUCUCCUUGGCUCUUCAAAACAAGGAUCUUCAACUAGGAUAUGACAUGGCCAGGAAGUACGAGGCACCCAUGGACAUACAUCAAGCUACCCUGGCCAUCUACCGGAGGACCCAGUACCAGAUGGGAGCCGAGGCUGGCUGCUACUCCCCGCCCAAGAUCCUCGAACUCGCUCUGGGAGAGAGCCUCAACAUCCCUAACUUUAAGAACUGGAGCUACGACAACGAAAUCUACAAGGGGUCGGUCGUAGUUUCCCACAACGGUGUGGAGUAGCUGGGAUUUUCAAGAGCUGUGUUCAGGCCCUAAUGAUCGAAGUGCAGCUGUAGUGGCUUCAGGGAUUUUCUUAGUUCUGUUUGCAGAUUCUCAGAAGUUUACAAAAUCGUAGAAUACUUGUUGUCCACAAGGACUUGCUUGUAGCGGGCCAGAAUACCACUAAGUAAUUGAAGUCUACAAGUGACUCGUUUAUUGUUAUAAUGGUUGAACUCACAGAUAGCAAACUUACUAUGCAAACAGCACUAUAGUUCAAAUGAUUGUACGCACAAUCAACACAUCCUCAUAUUUGUACUAUGUAUGUAUACAUAAAUAUAUAUAUUGAGCAAUC
This is a messenger RNA of Procambarus clarkii (red swamp crayfish), 1490 nucleotides long. Its product is annotated as 2-hydroxy-3-oxopropionate reductase. NCBI's taxonomy places the organism in Eukaryota, Metazoa, Arthropoda, Malacostraca, Decapoda, Cambaridae. The record is from RefSeq and is a predicted model, not a curated record. Gene Ontology annotation, cellular component: mitochondrion. Gene Ontology annotation, molecular function: NAD binding; NADP binding; 3-hydroxyisobutyrate dehydrogenase activity. Gene Ontology annotation, biological process: L-valine catabolic process.